Messenger RNA from Papaver somniferum (opium poppy), 1256 nucleotides. Its product is annotated as ADAMTS-like protein 2. NCBI's taxonomy places the organism in Eukaryota, Viridiplantae, Streptophyta, Magnoliopsida, Ranunculales, Papaveraceae. The record is from RefSeq and is a predicted model, not a curated record. The transcript has 6 exons. The coding region runs from base 250 to 1071 and encodes 273 amino acids.
AAAAAGAAACACUGACUCGCUCACCAACCAAACAAACUAAUGGAAUACGAUGGAGUGCCAAAUCGAAAUUGUGAGUCGUGAGUUGUGAUGAACAAGUAGUAGUAGGUGUUGAACCCUUCGUUGUUGAUUAAACAAAAAUUAAAGUCAAGCUUGAUUACACCCAACGUCAUGCCGUAUUCUAGACAAAUAUCAUCGUUUUUAACGUUGCUUGUUGAUUUUGCUCAAAGAAGAAGAAAUUGAAAGAAAUUAAUGGAGAAAAGAAGGAGCUUCAAAUUGAAGCUGCAAUCACUGUUCUUUCUUCUCAUCACUUCAUCAUAUCUCUCUUCCACAUUCUCACUUGAUUUCCCACCUUCUUCUCAUGGAUGCUUCUGGACGGAUUCUUGUCAGAACAAAUGGUUUGGAGGAUGUGGUGCAGGUCAUGUCUUAAUAGACUACUCUGAUGACUGUAAUGGACUUUGCCCGCAGCCAGGAUAUGAUCCAUGCCAUCCAUUUUACACUCAUUUUCACUGUUGCAAAUCAGAAGCUCCGAAGGUGACUGAUAAGUGUGCAAAAUGUAAAAGUAAGGUAGACUUUGGUGAUGAGUAUGUAUGUUGUAUGGACUGCUCGGAUCCUUCUAUCACUGACAAAGCUACCAAAGUUGGUUAUUGUAAGACAGGAGCGGAGUUAGCUGUUCAGCAAAAACUACGAGAAACGUUUAAGUGGGUUACUGGUCCAUGGAUGCCAUGUUCAUCUCCAUGUGAUGGAGGGGUUAGGUAUCGAGAUAUGGAGUGUUAUGGGCAGUUGGAGGAUAUGUCCAUUCCACAUUAUCCAGUUGAUGAAAGUAGAUGCUCGAGGGAAGAAAUGCCACCUGAGCAGGAGGCCUGCAACUUAAAAAGCUGUGAAGAUAUGGCUGAAAGUGAUUCUUUAGAAGGCAGCAAACGUAGUGGGAUGUCUGCUUGGCUGGUUAUGCUGCUUGUUUUACUCAGCAUUUCAGCUAUAGGUGGUCUUGGAUUUGCAGGUUACACUUUAUACAAGAGGAGAACCUCAACUCAACAAGGAUUUGUAUAUAUCAUGUUGGAAGGAUAUUCGUAAGUUUUCUGCUGGAGAUGAUAGAAGUCAAGCUAAAUAUGUGUACAAUAUUGAAAACCUUUACAUUAUCAAAAAAAGAAUUGAUUGAUGUUGGAGUUCCAGUUUUACUUGUAUAAAUUUUUGAAGAACGAUAGGAGCCUCUUCGUAAGUUUCAAAAAAAGAAAGAAAAUAUGAGCAUGUUUGCCGCA